CAGUUCAGGCCAGCCUGCUUCUCUUGCUCUCCCUCUCUCCUUUUCUCUUCCCUCUCACUCUCUCUUCCUGUCCUGUCUUAGGAGCAAAAGAUUUGGGAAAUUCCUUCAAGCUACUUUAUUUCAGUUUUCGGUGGGAUUUAAACAUGCACACUGAGGUUUUUGUGCAGUCGAUGCUGGUACCAUUGUUUCUGAUCCUGCUGUCUACCUUUGAGGACGUUUUGUUACAGUCUGUUAGCCAGGUGGGUCAGGUGUGCAGGCUCUCCCAAGAGUCAUCACUGCGCCGCUGCAGGACACCUGAUGGCAAAAUAUGCAGCGGUAGGGGCAAAUGUGACUGUGGAAUCUGCAUGUGUGAAGUCACUGAUCCCGGAAGGUUCUUUGGUCCUCGCUGCGAGUGCCAUGACUGGGUCUGUGCUACACAUAAAGGGAAAAUUUGCAAUGACCGUGGCUACUGUGACUGUGGGAUGUGUGAGUGUGACGAAGGCUGGUUUGGAGAAGCUUGCCAGUUUCAGGAGGAGUGUAGCCUAUCAAGCAAGAGGAGCAGAGAGCUGUGCAAAAAUCAACAGGGGGUCGUCUGCUCCAACAGAGGGACCUGUCACUGUGGGAGUUGCAUGUGUGACAAUAAUGAUGACAAGGGCUUAGUGACGGGACGCUUUUGUGAAUGUGAUGACAGCGAAUGUCUGGAUGAGGACACGGGAGAGGUUUGUGGAGGCCAUGGCCAGUGUUACUGUGGAAACUGUUACUGUGCUGCUGGUUGGCAUGGAGACAAAUGUGAGUUCCAGUGUGACAUCAGCCCAUGGGAAAGUAAGCGGAAAUGCACAUCUCCAGAUGGCCAAAUAUGCAGCAACAGAGGCACCUGUGUGUGUGGGGAAUGCACCUGCCAUGAUGUAGAUCCCUCUGGCGACUGGGGGGACAUUCAUGGAGACACCUGCGAGUGCGAUGAGAGGAACUGCCACGCAACAUACGACCGCUACACCGAUGACUUCUGCUCAGGUCAUGGUCAGUGUAACUGCGGCAUGUGUGACUGCAAGGAAGGAUGGACAGGGAAGAAGUGUGAACACCCUCUUAGUUGCUCACUGUCUUUGGACAGCAGUCUGAAGAAAUGCACAGGAACAUCCAACCUGCCCUGCAAUGGACGAGGUCAGUGUCAAUGUGGACAGUGUAUUUGCCACCCACCUCUGGACAGUCGCAUUCAUGGCAAAAACUGUAAGUGUGAUGAUCGUCAGUGUGAGGACCAGGAAGGAGAGGUCUGUGGAGGUCACGGUUACUGUUCAUGUGGACGGUGCAUCUGCGAGGACGGCUGGUUUGGGAAGCUGUGCCAGUUUCCCAGGUCUUGCGACAUGAGUGACGCCCAGAGCAAGGAGCUGUGUGAGAGAGAUGAUGGAGUCAUUUGCAGUGGAAAAGGUUCCUGUCACUGUGGCCGGUGCAUUUGCUCUCCCCAAGAAUGGUGGGUGUCAGGAGACUUCUGUGAGUGUGACGACCGAGAGUGUGACAAACACGAUGGCCUCAUCUGCACAGGGAACGGUGUUUGCAAUUGCGGCAGCUGUGAUUGCUGGGAAGGUUGGACAGGGAACGCCUGUGAAAUCUGGGUGGGAGCUGAGUACUGAAGAGAACAUUACUCUGGGGUUAAAAACUAGACCUUCCCAAUGUCCCAGUACACCAGGAGGACCACAACCAGUCAGGACCAUACAGCACAGCGAGAGAAAAUCUAACAUAGAUGUAAAUCUGCAUACCAUGAAUAUAAUAUACUAAUAUUGCUCAUUCUUUUAUUGUACUGGUUACAACAUUUGCUUAAGAAAACUGUAUAUUGUUUUAAAAGAAACAGCCAACAUAGUCUAAUGUAAACAUUUAUGUUUUCAGCACCGCUUUUCAUGAAUUAUACUUUUGGAGAGGUUACUUCUUUCAGAGUGUAACAUACAGUUGUCAAAGUAUUUAUACUUUGUAUUGAAUUCUUUGCAAAUAAAUAUCUGCAAGUCUAGCAUGCAUCUGUAUUUAGCCCCCCUGAGUCAAUACUUUCUGGACCUUUCUGUUGCUACAAUUACAACUGCAAGUCUAGUUUCGAUAUUCUCUAUAUAGUUCUUUUUUCCCACAUGUUUGCUGUGCACCUUAAGUGGCUUUCUUCUUGCUACUGUUCCAUAAAAGCAUGUCUAAUAGUUAUGCUGUCAACAAAAUCCCCUACCUGAGCUAUGGAUCUCUGCAGCUUCUCUAGAGUUAUCAUAAACCUCUUAACUGCUUGAUGCUCUGCUUGCCCGACUUGUGGAUUUUAGUGGCUGGCCAUGUCAUGGUAGGUUUAAAGUUGAGCCAUACUCUUUCUAUUUGUGGAUGAUGGUUUAAAAAGUUGCUCUGUUGGAUGUUCAAAGCUUUGGAAAUGGGUUUAUAAACCAAUUGUGAUUUAAAGUUAUUCAUUAUUGUUUGUUACCAAUAACCUGUCCACUGUGUUCCUUGGUCUUCAGGAUGCUGCUUUUUCUCUAAAGUUCUAUAACAGACCUCUGAGGCCUUAAAAGAACAGCUGUAUUUAUACUGAGAUCCAAACAUAUAGAUGGAGUCUGUUUGCUAGUUUGCUGACUUCAGAAUGCAUUUCGUUUCACUUGAUUUUAUUUAAGAGUAAAAGGGGCUGAAUGCAUAUGCAUGCAACACGUUUUAAAUUUUUAUUUGUGAAAAUUGUGAAAAACUGUUUAUCUUUCCACUUAACAAAUAUUUGUUACUUUGUGUUAGUCUAUUGCACAGAAUCCCAAACAAAAGCAUUUGAGUUUGUGUUUAUAUGACAUGAUGUUAAAAUAAAGCUAAAUGCGUGUGCAACAUGAA
This is a messenger RNA of Girardinichthys multiradiatus, 2802 nucleotides long. RefSeq names its product integrin, beta-like 1 (gene itgbl1). The record is from RefSeq and is a predicted model, not a curated record. Gene Ontology annotation, biological process: cell adhesion mediated by integrin; cell-matrix adhesion; cell migration. Gene Ontology annotation, cellular component: cell surface; integrin complex; focal adhesion. The coding region runs from base 144 to 1604 and encodes 486 amino acids. Gene Ontology annotation, molecular function: integrin binding. The transcript is spliced from 11 exons. Lineage: Eukaryota; Metazoa; Chordata; Actinopteri; Cyprinodontiformes; Goodeidae.